AUGUCUGGUCGUGGUAAAGGAGGUAAAGGCCUAGGAAAAGGAGGUGCUAAGCGCCACCGUAAGGUAUUGCGUGACAACAUCCAGGGCAUUACUAAACCUGCAAUUCGGCGUCUCGCUCGCCGUGGUGGCGUGAAGCGUAUUUCUGGCCUCAUUUAUGAGGAGACUCGCGGAGUGCUGAAGGUUUUUUUGGAGAAUGUGAUUCGCGAUGCCGUGACCUACACUGAACACGCAAAGCGUAAGACUGUUACUGCCAUGGAUGUAGUCUACGCGCUCAAACGCCAAGGCCGUUUGGCUCCCACAGUUUUACACAGGAAUGGUUUUGUCCUCAUGGCUCGUACCAAGCAGACCGCUCGCAAGUCCACCGGCGGCAAGGCGCCGCGCAAGCAGCUGGCUACUAAGGCAGCCCGUAAAAGCGCACCGGCCACCGGCGGCGUGAAAAAGCCGCAUCGCUACAGGCCAGGCACUGUAGCGCUGCGCGAAAUCCGGCGCUACCAGAAAUCCACCGAGCUGCUAAUUCGUAAACUGCCCUUCCAGCGGCUGGUUCGCGAAAUCGCUCAGGACUUCAAGACCGACCUUCGCUUCCAGAGCUCAGCCGUGAUGGCGCUGCAGGAGGCGUGCGAGGCCUACCUGGUGGGGCUCUUUGAGGACACCAACCUGUGUUUUGUCUUCUUCACCAUGUCUGGUCGUGGUAAGGGUGGCAAGGGCUUGGGAAAAGGCGGCGCUAAGCGCCACCGGAAGGUCCUGCGUGACAAUAUCCAGGGCAUCACCAAACCUGCUAUCCGGCGCUUGGCCCGACGAGGUGGCGUAAAACGUAUCUCGGGUCUCAUUUAUGAGGAGACUCGCGGGGUCCUCAAGGUCUUUCUGGAGAACGUGAUCCGGGACGCCGUUACUUACACGGAGCACGCCAAGCGCAAGACUGUCACUGCCAUGGAUGUGGUCUACGCGCUCAAACGCCAGGGCCGCACCCUCUACGGAUUCGGCGGCUAA
Chrysochloris asiatica (Cape golden mole) is the source of this 987-nucleotide messenger RNA. Its product is annotated as histone H4-like. Gene Ontology annotation, cellular component: nucleosome. Bases 1 to 987 code for a protein of 328 amino acids. Gene Ontology annotation, biological process: nucleosome assembly. Lineage: Eukaryota; Metazoa; Chordata; Mammalia; Afrosoricida; Chrysochloridae. The transcript has 5 exons. The record is from RefSeq and is a predicted model, not a curated record. Gene Ontology annotation, molecular function: structural constituent of chromatin; protein heterodimerization activity; DNA binding.